Molecule: messenger RNA, 3744 nt
Organism: Closterium sp. Yama58-4
Lineage: Eukaryota; Viridiplantae; Streptophyta; Zygnematophyceae; Desmidiales; Closteriaceae
Source: the annotation of a GenBank genome assembly
AUGAGUGCUGUGGGGGGGUGGGAAGCAGCAGGAGAGGGACAAGUGGGGGACGUGGGGACGUUGGGGGAGGCGGAAGCGGGGAGCCGGCGGGCGGAGGAGAGGCUCGAGGCAUUCCAAAGGACAGCGGCGGCUGCCGUGACGGCGGAGGAGGUGGGCGCGCUUGAGCGCGCGUACCAGGCGGAGUGGGCGCGGAGCAUGCGGGAGAGCGAGGCGCGACAGGCGCGACUUCUGGACGAGCUGGUGGGCGCGCGCAUGGCGCUGGCGGAGAGAGAGGAGGCGCUGGAGCGCGCGCGGGAGAGAGUCGCGGGGGGGGAAGCGGCGGAGAGCAAGGGCCGGGAGGAGGAAGGCGGAGAAGAGGCAGGGAAGGGGGAGGACGGGGCGGUAGGUAAGGGGAGUCGGGCAGGGGGCAAGGUGAAGGGGAGGAAGGGGAAGGGCGCGGCAGGGGCAGGGGGGGACGAGGGGGCAGGCAGCGUGCGCGCGUGCAGGCGGGCCGUGGAGGCGGCGCAGCGGCGCGCUGACGAGGCGGCGGCGGCAGUGGUGGCAGCAGGGCAGCAGGCGGAGGGGUGGCUGGCGCUCAUGUGGGAGGCACUGGGGGAGGCGAAGAGGAGGGUCCAUGGGGAGGUGGCAGGGGGCGCGAGCGCGGAGGGGGAGGGUGGCGAGGGGGAAGCGGGGAGGGGAGUGGCGACGAUGGGGGGUGCGAUGGCGGUGGCGGGCAGGGACGUGCGCGAGUGCCUUGACCACCCCGGUCGGGUGCCUGCUGUGCUGCUCCGGUCGCUCAGACGCGCCGUGGGGGGUGGAGACCCCGCCGCCCCCACUGCGGCGGCUGCUGCUGGUGGUGAUGCUGGGCAGGGGGCGGAGGAGGCAGGGACAGAAGGGGCAGGGGGCGAGGGGGGCGUGAAGGCGCUGAGUGCGGCGGAGGAGGCAGCAGCGCAUGCUCAGGUGCUGGCGUGGCACAAGUGGGCGGCGGAACAGCGGGCGGCGGCAAAGAAGCAGAUUGUGAGCAGCCGAGGCAAGGCCAAGGCGUUUGCUGCUGACAAGCAGGUCACCGCGUGCACGCCCUCUCGCAAAUCUUCCUUUCUCAUUUCCCCCCUGCCCUGCGCCCAACGCCAUGCUCCCCCAUGCGGCACGCGCAUGCAGGCGGAGGUGCUGGCAGCGCGCGACCGGGUGAUGGGGGAGGCCACGCUCAACACCGCCGUCACCUCGCCGCUGCUGGGCGGAGGGCCUGAGGGGCGGUGGGAGCUCACAGCAGCGGGGCUGUGGGAGGCGCUGUCGCACUCGCUGCUGUCGUCCGUCUCGCUGCGCCACGACCGCCGUGCCGCCCUGCUGCGCCUCAAGGCCGACCCGCGCCUCUUCUUCGUCGACCUCUCCGCGUGGGACAGCUGGCGCCACGCCACUGGCGGCACGGACGAGCUGCUGCUGCGCCUGCGGGCGGCGGGCGUGCCGACGCGCGUGGAGGUGAUGUGGGUGCCGGUGAGGGAGUGGGACCCCGCCUCGCUCUACACGCUGCCGGCGCGCAUGGUGGGGCACGCGGCGCACUCGCUGUCCUCAGCAGGGCCGGUGCGGGUGGCGCUGCAGUGGUACGUGGGCACGGCGGGCGAGGCGGCGGAGGAGACGUUUUUCCGCUUCGUGUGGCCGGCCAUGCCGCGCGCGCUCAAGGCGCUGCUGAAGCUGGACUACUCCGAGGGCGCGGCGGCGGGCGACGUGGUGGCGCUGGAGCGCAUGGGGUGGCUGGCCGCCGCUGAGAGGCGCUUCGCGAAGCGCAGCAGCAUGGCGGGCAGGUGGGCGUGGUGGCUCGUGCUGCCCGCCAAGGCCGCUGUCGCGCUCUUCCCCCUGCGCUGGGCCGCCCUCCCCGCCGCUGCCCUGGCGCAGCGCCUGCUGGUGGGCGCACCGGGGCCGGAGAGUGAGACGGCGUACAAGACACGGCUGGGGAAGGAGCUGCUGCGGCGCGUGGGCAAGCAGGAGGAGGACGAGGAGAAGGCGAAGAAGGAGAAGAAGGUCAAGGACUCCAUCCGAGAGGCCUUCGACCGCAUGAAGCGAGUGCGGAGGCCGGCGGUGCGGCUGAGUGAUUUCGCGGGGAUGGAUGCGGUGAAGGAGGAGGUGCAGGAGGUGAUCACCUUCCUGCGCGACCCCUCCUCCUUCCAACGCCUCGGCGCCCGCCCACCCCGGGGCGUGCUGAUAACGGGGGGCUCGGGCGUGGGCAAGAGCAGCUUGGCGCUGGCGAUAGCGGCGGAGGCGAGGGUGCCGGUGGUGGACAUCAAGUCCAGCGAUGUCGACCCGGGGGGGUUCGUCGGCCAGGGCGCCGCCAACGUGCGCGAGCUCUUCAAGAUGGCCAGGGACAUGGCGCCCAUGCUGAUCCUGAUGGAGGACUUUGAGGAGAUAGGCGGGGUGCGCGGGGCGGCCAUGGACACGCGCCUGCAGGACAAGGAGGCCAUCAUCAACCAGCUGCUCGUUGAACUCGAUGGGUUUGAGACACAGGAGGGCGUGGUGCUGCUGGCAAUCACUGACAAUCCAGCUGCUGUGGACCCAGCGCUGCGCAGGCCGGGGCGCAUGGACCGGGUGAUCGAGGUGCCGCUGCCGACGGCGGGCGAGAGGGAGAAGAUUCUGCGCCGCGCCGCCGCCGCCUCCAUGGACCCCCGCUUCCUUGACGCCGUUGACUGGCGCUUCGUGGCGGAGCAGACGGGGGGCCUGAAGCCGACGGACCUGAGGGGCAUGCCGCGGCGCAUCCUGCUGGCCGCUGGCACUGACAAGUUCUGUGAUGAGGACGAGCUGGCGGGCACUCUCAGCAUGCUGGAGCUGUACCACUGGGUGGUGCCUGCGCUGCUGCGGCGCGUGCCGGUGCUGCAGCGGUGGGAGAGCGGCGUGGUGGAGCGGCUGGGGCUGGAGCUGACCGCGGGGGACGUGCAGCGAGUGGUGGCGGACAUUGACUUCUCCUCGCUCACCCACCUCGGCAUGGACCUCACCCUCCCCGACACCGCCAAGUGGGAUCGUGCUGAGAAGCUUCCGCAUGCGGUGUGGGCAGCAGGGAGGGGCGUGCUGGCGGCGCUGCUGCCGAGCUUUGACCGCGUCGACAACAUCUGGCUCAACCCCAACAGCUGGGAGGGCGUGGGGUUCACGCGCUUCACGCGUGCCGCCGACGGCUCGCUGGGCGGGGCGGACGGCGGUGCGGAGGCGGGGGGCGGCGUCGUGGUGAGUCGCGCGUACACGGAGCAGAGCCUGGUGGCGCUCUUCGGCUCGCACAUCGCCGCCGCGCUGCUGCUGCCCUGGGGGCACUCCAACAACCUCGCCACCCCGCAGCUGCAGCAGGCCUACCAGCUGGCGGAGCGCAUGGUCAUGGAGUGGGGCUGGGGACCCGACGACUCUCCCUUCAUCUUCCAAACCCACACUGCGCACAAGAGUCUGGCGUUGGGGCGAAGGCAGGAGGCGGAGCUGAAGCAAAGGGUGCAGCAGCUGCACGAUGCGGCGUUUGAGCGCGCGCACGCGCUGCUGGCGCGCAACCGGCGCACGCUGCAGGCCGUGGUGGACGCCCUCUGCACGCACGACGCCGUCGACCGCCAGGAACUGCUGCGCAUCAUGGCAGACACAUCAGCCGUGCCGGAGAACGAGCCAUUUGAGCUUUUCCCUUACAGCCACCCCACGCACAGGGCUGGCAUACACUUAGCUGCACGUACACAGGCCGGCAGGCUUGCUGCACUCAGCACCAACCUGCCCCAAGGAAUUCUGCCUGCGGAGGCAUCUGCCAAGUGA